Messenger RNA from Caenorhabditis angaria, 2988 nucleotides. Lineage: Eukaryota; Metazoa; Nematoda; Chromadorea; Rhabditida; Rhabditidae. The record is from the annotation of a GenBank genome assembly.
AUGCAGUUGUUACUAUAUUUAUUUUGUUGUAUAGUUUGUGUAAAUGCAUAUCAGAAAUAUACAGCUCCGAUUCAAGUUAUGCAACCAGAUCAGGUUUGGUUUGGAGUCAUAGAAUUUGGAAAAAAAAUCAUGGGGUUUUUUUAGAAUGGUGUUUAUCGAUACGAUAUGCUUCUGACGAAAAAAUUGACAAUGGCUUAUAAAAAUGAUAAUCCUUCACAACAUGCGACACCUGUUGAUUGGGACUGGAAAACGGUAAGUUUCCAGACUUCUCAAAAAUUGAGUUAGCAAAAAUUCCAAAACUUCCAGAGAAAAUGGUCGCGCCGAAAUCCAGAUCAACUCAAACCAUGUUUCGAGAACUUCACAAUGAAUCCACAAACUGAUCCAGGAGAUUCGGAUAAAUUGUCAGAUGUUUUAAUUGCUGAUGGAUUGCAUAAACGAGUUAUCGUAAUUAAUGGGGAAAUGUGAGAGGUUAUUGAGUUUUUUCAAAAAAUUACAAACAUUUUCAGGCCUGGCCAGCCAAUUGUUGUUCCAUAUUUGUCAGAAGUUUGGAUUCGAGUGACAAAUAAAGUGUUGUUAGAUUCCCUAACUAUUCAUGUUCAUGGAAUUGAUAAACAUGGAAUGUGGUUUAUGGAUGGUGUUGCUUUUGUUCAACAAUGUCCAAUUACAUCAACAACUUCGUAAGAUUGGAAAUUGUUUCAGACCACAAAAACCUAACGAAAAAAAUAUUUCAGAUUUGAUUAUCGAUUUAUUGCUGAUAAUAAAGGAACACAUUGGUAUCACGGUCAUUUACAAACAGAUCGAGGAGAUGGAAUUGCUGGUGGAUUUAUUGUUGUUGAUCCAAAUGAUCGAACUGUUCCAUCUGGAAUUGAAAGUGGAAAACGAUUGACACCUGAUAAGGAAUUCUUUAUUAUGUUGCAGGUAAAUAUUGGAAGUUUGAAUUGGGAACUAUCUACAUUAUUUAUUUUUUCUAAAGGUUUUAGGGACUUUUAAGAGCUUCAGCUAAAAUUUUUCAAAUUCAAAAAUACAUCCAAAAAAUUGUUUUUUUUUCAAAAUUUUGGGCUGAGCUACAGUUAUCGAGAAUUUUGAGAAAUAAAAUUACUGAGCAAUUUUUCAAACUUUUUACAUUUCUUUUUCUCUGAACCUAGGUUACUGUAAUGAUGAAAUGUUGCAAAAUACAGUACCCCAGUUGAAUUCUUGUUUUCUAAAGAUUUUGGGGGCUUUUCAAAACACUGCAUUUUUUCAGCUUUCAAAAUAUAUCUAACAUUUUUGGGCUGAGCUACAGUAACCGAGAAUUUUAGGAAUUCAAUCAUUCAUUCAUUUUUGAAACUAUAUUUUAUUUUUCUUAACUUUGGGUUACGUUACUUAGGUUACUGUAAAGCACAUUUCAAUUUAGGAUUGGUCAACAAAACCAGGAGAUGAAGCUUGGAUGCAAUUACAAGAUAAAACAAUGAAAUGGAUGUAUGGCUAUGAUGAUUUCACAAAAUGUUGGGAACCAACUCGAACAUCAGAUGGUGGAAAUGUUGGUGGAGCAGUUCCAAUUUCAGCAAUUCUACUAAACAACAAAGGAUGGUAUGAUCAAAGCGCUCUUCAACAAAGUCCAGCCAGUUUUCCAGUCGAAAGAUUUUUAAUCAAUCCAAAAGAAGAUAUUCUGUUUAGAAUUGUUAAUGGAGGAGUUGCACAAGAAUUGAUGAUAUUUGUUGAAGGACAUGUUAUGUAUGUUAUUGGUGCAGAUGGAGAUGAAGUUGUGCCAAUGAAAAUUGAUCGAUUGAUUGUAUUUCCUGGUGAAAGAUAUGAUAUUUUGAUAAAGGGAUUGGAAAAUCCAACAAAAUUAAAUUAUCGAAUUCAAGUUGAGACUAUUCAAAAAUACUUUUUUGAUUGGACUGUUAUUCCAACAGAUUUUGGAUUCGGAUUUAUUGAAUAUAAUGUAACUGGGCUAACUGAAGAUUUCUCAAAACGUAAGUGACAUUUUUUUUUAAAUCAAAAAAUGUUCUUUAAUUUCCAGCAAAUCUUCAACAUCCUGAAUGCACAUCUACAUCAAAAUGUUCAGUUCUGAAUUGUCCAUUCGAAAAUUGGUUUGAUCGCCCGAAUUUCACGUGUAUUUCGUAUGACAAAUUGGAAAAUCCAUAUCCAGAACUGAUUGAAAAAGAAAUAUUGCAAGCAACACAAUUUGAUGGAGGUUAUGAGGAACAUUUUAUCAAUAUGCAUCACGAUUCACAAAUGGAACAAUAUCAAUUCGAAUUUCCUUGGGGCAUUCCAUAUUUUCAUAAGGAUGAUAUGAAUAGUAUUUCGACGGUGCGAGCGAUUUUUUUUGGUUCGAAAAAAAAAUCAUAAUUUUUCCAGGAUUGUGCUUCAACUGAAUGUGUGAACAACACAAGUUCCGACCUUGAUACAAAAUGUCGAUGUUUCUUCAAUUUGAAACAUAAACUCAACAAUAUUGUUCAAAUCACAUUAUAUAAUAUGGGAUUAGGUGGUUCAAUGGGAACUGGCUAUGCACAUCCAUUCCAUUUACACGGUCAUCAUUUUUAUGUGAUGAAAGUUGGUUGGCCAAAAUAUAAUGCAAGUGGAUUAAUCGAUGAAAUGAAUCAAGAUAUUGAUUGUGAUGGUCCUGGAGUAAGUUGUAAUGGAAAACAAUGGAGAAAUAAAACAUGGAUUGGUGGAGCUGUUGAUGGUAUGAAUUUGAAGAAUCCCACUAAACGUGAUACAAUCACACUUCCUGUUGGUGGAUAUAUCACAUUCCGAUUCCGCGCAACAAAUCCUGGAUGGUGGUUGGCACAUUGUCAUUUAGAAUUACAUACAAUGGGUGGAACUGUUUAUGCAUAUAGAGUUGGAGAACAUGAUCAAAUAUAUAUGCCUCCUGAUAAUUUUCCAAAAGAUUGCGGGCAUUUUAAAGUUGAUUCACUUCCAAAACUUGUUUUACCCACAACACAAUCUGCAUUAUCUAAGUUUACAGUUUUAGCGUUUUUGUUAAGUUUUCUUAUGUUAUAUUAA